Molecule: messenger RNA, 1455 nt
Organism: Dovyalis caffra
Lineage: Eukaryota; Viridiplantae; Streptophyta; Magnoliopsida; Malpighiales; Salicaceae
Source: the annotation of a GenBank genome assembly
AUGAAAGAAGAUACAGAGGCUGGUUCAUCCACAAACGUUGUUAAUGGCCAGAAGACCUCGAAUGGAGAGGAUCAGAAGGUUGCAUUUUACAAGCUGUUCACGUUUGCAGAUAGGCUUGACGUGGUUUUGAUGAUCGUUGGAACGUUAUCUUCCGUUGCUAAUGGCUUCGCUCAGCCUCUGAUGACACUCAUUUUUGGCCAGCUUAUAAACUCCUUUGGUACCAGUGGUCGAUCAGACAUUGUUAAGGAAGUUUCAAAGGUAGCACUAAAAUUUGUGUACUUGGCAAUUGGAUCCGGCAUCGCUUCUCUUUUACAGGUAUCCUGUUGGAUGGUUACUGGAGAAAGACAGUCUACCCGCAUCCGAGCUCUGUACUUGAAAACAAUAUUGAGACAGGAUAUUGGCUUCUUUGACACUGAAACAAACACUGGUGAAGUCAUUGAAAGAAUGUCUGGUGACACUAUUCUCAUUCAAGAUGCCAUGGGUGAAAAGGUUGGGAAGUUUAUACAGCUACUAGCAACAUUUUUCGGUGGCUUUGCGAUUGGCUUUGUUAAAGGAUGGCUUCUUGCAUUAGUUCUGCUUUCCAGUAUUCCUCCUCUUGUGGUUGCCGGUGGAGUCAUGGCUUUGAUCAUGUCAAAAAUGUCAAGCCGCGGACAGGUUGCUUAUGCAGAAGCUGGAAAUGUUGUAGACCAAACAGUUGGAGCCAUAAGAACAAAGCAUGCAAUUGAGAAUUAUAACAGUAAGCUGAAAGUUGCCUAUAACUCUGCCGUCCAACAAGGGUUGGCCUCAGGCUUGGGACUUGGUACAAUGUUGUUUAUUGUCUUUGCCACUUAUGCACUUGCCAUAUGGUAUGGAUCCAAAUUGAUCGUAGAGAAAGGUUAUAACGGUGGGCAAGUUAUGACUGUUAUUAUAUCAAUUAUGACUGGUGGAAUGUCAUUGGGUCAGACUUCUCCAUGUUUGAAUGCAUUUGCAGCAGGGCAAGCUGCGGCAUAUAAGAUGUUUGAGACCAUUAAACGGAAGCCAAAAAUCGAUCCCUAUGACACUACCGGGAUGGUGUUGGAAGAUGUGAAUGGAGAAAUUGAACUCAAAGAUGUGUAUUUCAGAUACCCAGCCAGGCCUGAGGUUCAAAUCUUUUCUGGAUUUUCACUGCAAGUUCCAAGUGGCACAACUACAGCUUUGGUUGGGCAAAGUGGAAGCGGGAAGUCAACUGUUAUUAGCCUUGUUGAGAGAUUUUAUGAUCCUGAUUCUGGCCAAGUGCUUAUCGAUGGUGUUGACUUAAAAAAGCUGAAGCUUAGUUGGAUAAGGGAGAAGAUUGGACUAGUUAGUCAGGAACCUAUCUUAUUUGCAACCAGCAUAAAGGAAAACAUAGCAUAUGGGAAGGAAAAUGCAACUGAUCAGGACAUCAGAACAGCAAUCCAACUAGCCAAUGCUGCAAAAUUCAUUGACAAAAUGCCUGAG